This is a messenger RNA of Brassica rapa (field mustard), 2975 nucleotides long. RefSeq names its product F-box protein At1g30790. NCBI's taxonomy places the organism in Eukaryota, Viridiplantae, Streptophyta, Magnoliopsida, Brassicales, Brassicaceae. The record is from RefSeq and is a predicted model, not a curated record. Gene Ontology annotation, molecular function: protein binding.
CGGAGGAUUAGUUUGAGAAAAAUGGUUCACGCGUGAUGUCUGAAUAAUAUUUUUGAUGCCACCUGUCCGGUGUUCGUUUCCCUUGAAGAGUUGAUUUUUUCGUUUGUUUGAAAGGGGUGUAAUCGGAAAUAGAUCUGGAAAAUUGUCAUUUAAAUAAUCAACUUUCAAAUUUGAUUAAAAAAUAAUGAAAUUUCUCUAAGUUAUUUAAAGUACCAACUUAACUUGAAUAAUCAUUUUAAACUUUAAUUUAAUUUGACUAAACCAAAUUAAAAACAAUUUUGUUAAGUCUAAAUGACGUCGUUUUAAUAUUUAAAAAAAAAAUUAUAUUUGAAAGGAAUCAAAUCCAUCACCCAAAAAAAUUGUAUUUGAACCAUGUUGAAGAUUUCUUGUAAACAUUUCUUCUGUAGUCUGCAUUAAUAAAUCGUUUUCUCCGGGACUUGAAACCAUGAUUUCCUGUAAUCUGCAAGAAAUUGCAUAGUCUGAGGUUCGAAUCCAAUAUCUGGGUGUAGAAUCCUUUAAACUUUAACCAGUAGGCUACGGUGCUUACACAAUGAAUUUAUGGUUAGAUUAAUAAAAAACUUAUUAUAUAUUUAGAUGGAUCAAUCUAUUUUUUUUUUUAAAUUCUAAAAAUCAUCAUAGUGAUAACACUAGGAUACAAAAAAUAUUGUAAUGCUUCUCGAUUAAUAUAUAGGAGAUAUCAAAAUUAAGAACACUUACAACUAAUAGAUUUCACAUGAUAUCUAAGAUUAAAAAUAAAUGAAAAGCAGAAAAAUUAUGAGAGAGAUAGAGGCGUAAGCUUUAAGCUAGGAUAUUCUUAGAGCAUGAUAAUGAGGGGUUCUUAAAGCGGGAUUCUUAGCGGAAAAUAAAAAAAAUAUUUCUUAACUUUUAAUCAACAAAACUUAAGAACCGGUUCUUAAAACUAUUUAAGAGCUUUUAAAAACCGGUUCUUAGUUUUUUUAGUUAAAAGUUAAAAGACAGUUUCUUAUUUUCCGCUACAAAUCCUAUCUUAAGAACCCCUUCAUUAACCAUACUCUUAGAAACUCUAUUACUUAGCUGUCAAACUAUAAGCGGUUGUAAUUUUUAAAAAUAAAUAAAAUUAAAUAUUUAAUAAAACAUAAUAAAAUAGUAUUUUUUUUUCUAUCAGAGAAACUUAAUUUGAGAACCUAAUUGAUAAGGUUGGUCUUAAAUAUGUGACAAAAAUAAGAAAGCUGUCAUUAUUUAAUAAAUAUUUGGACAAAGAAUAGAAAUAUAUAUAUGAUGACUAGUUUAGUCUAUUAAAAUUAAACAAUUUUGAAUCAAAAGAAACAAAUAUCUAAGUAUGUUAGAAUAAAGUAAUUUUCUAAUAAAAGAUAUAUAUUAAACGACAUAGUUUUAAUUCAAGUGGCAUGUCAUUGUAAUUAUCGAGGAAAACUCAGGAUUAAAUACAAAAUGUACUCUUGUUUUAAUAGUUUAGAAGUGCCUUAUGGUAAAAUCGUAUUUUUAUGAGAUGGAUUUCAUAGUAAUAACGUUCUUUUAAGUUCUUUUGAUUACAAAAGAUUUAUAAUUUAAAUUCAAUAAGCAUCAAAAAUAAAUCAGUAAUGAGAAAAACAAGAGAUUUUUUUUUUUUUUGUUGAUCAAACAAACAAGAGAUAUUUUUUUAUGGAAAUAGAAAGUAGUUUAUAUUUGUUGACAAAAAAAGUUUUCUUCUAAAAGUAGUUUCUAUUACACAAGCGGCUUUUGUGUGUUCUAGGGUUCUAAACAUGGCCGCCAUGGAACCGUCACCAACACGUGACCUAGCUCACGACCAAAACUCUCCAAAAAACAUUCCAUUUGACCUAACUUUUGAGAUACUCUCGAGACUUCCUGCCAAAUCCAUCAUCAGGUUCCAAUCUGUAUCCAAGCUUUGGUCCUCUAUCAUCCGCAGCAAAGAUCUCGCAGACUCGUUCCUGAUUCACUCAAAGACUCGACCACGUCUACUUUUCACCUUCAAGCACUUCGAUUCCAGGCAACGUUUCAUCUUCUCUGCUCCAGAACACGACACCGAAGAAAACUCAUCCACAGCCAGACACGACAUGACAAUCUCGGACCUCGUCAGCUACUACAUCAAAUCUCGCCCUGUGAACGGUCUGAUAUGUUGCACGCGUGGUUCAUCGAUAGCAGUUUGUAAUCCCACCACCAGACAAAUCUUGAAACUGCCAGAUGUUACACUCAACGGAAGAGACAUGUACGCACGUCUCGGUUACGAUCCUGUCCAAGACCAGUACAAAGUCUUGUGUGUGAUGAUGCAUGACGGGUUUGACAGCCGCACAAAAGACAAUAUAGAGCAGGAGCAUUUCGUUUUCACAUUGGGAUGUCAACAACAAGAGUGGAGAAAGAUUGAGUUCAUCGACGUCGGAGAUCCUUACACGGAUGUCAAAGGAGGGGUUUGCAUCAGUGGUGGUAUAUAUUAUGUAAUUGGACAUAAAAAGAUAGCUAGGUUCGAUGUUAGAUCCGAGAAGGUGGAGCUUAUUAACGCACCACAAGAAGAUAUGUUAAACGAAGAGGAUAUCAAAAAAGUAAUCGUUUACCAUAGCUCAGACGAUAUCUCAACAAUAAACGCUCACUGUUGGACUCUUGUAAACCACCAAGGUAAGUUAGGAGGAACUGAUUAUCAGGAAUUCCAUCUUAUGCGUUUGUGGAUUCAAGAAGAGGAAGAUGAAUCAUGGAACAUCAUGACUUGCGAUGUGCCUACUGACUGGGGAGAUUUGUUUAGAGACAAAGGACUGUCUUCUCCGGGAGAGAUUCAUACAGGAGAAGUUAUGUUGGUGUCUGAUACGUUGGAGUCGUCUAAGCCUUUCACUGUUUACUAUUACGACAUGAUCAGAGAGAGUUUCAGAAGUGCAACAGUGGAAGGUAUCGCGGAUAGUGAGUUUAGACGUGGUAUCCACGGUUUUGGUAAGCGUAAUCGUGAUAUGUUGUGUUUUCCAGGUCACAUUGAGAAUAUCAUGUUCUUCUAA